This is a messenger RNA of Uranotaenia lowii, 1946 nucleotides long. Its product is annotated as oocyte zinc finger protein XlCOF6-like. Gene Ontology annotation, biological process: regulation of DNA-templated transcription. The record is from RefSeq and is a predicted model, not a curated record. NCBI's taxonomy places the organism in Eukaryota, Metazoa, Arthropoda, Insecta, Diptera, Culicidae. Bases 109 to 1914 code for a protein of 601 amino acids. Gene Ontology annotation, molecular function: DNA-binding transcription factor activity, RNA polymerase II-specific; RNA polymerase II cis-regulatory region sequence-specific DNA binding; zinc ion binding. The transcript is spliced from 2 exons. Gene Ontology annotation, cellular component: nucleus.
CAAGAAGGUUAAAUGGCCUGGAACGAAAAUAUUUGAAACUAGAUCCAAGCUAAUAUGUUGAAAUUACAAUAAUUUGACGAACUUAGGUAAGUGUUUAUUAUUUCAGACAUGACUACGAAGGAAUGCCGCAUCUGUUUGCGCCGAGAAGAGAACUGUGUAUCUCUGUUUGCCAAGCGCCGAGGGGCCAAGUUGGCGGAAAUCAUUCGAUUUUGCGCUAGGGUUGAGAUAUCCGAAGAUGACGGGCUACCCGGAGAAGCAUGCAAUCGAUGCGUGGACGAAGCCCUGAAUGCCUAUCUUUUUGUUAAUAAAUGUCGUCGCUCCGAUGCUGAGCUCCGUACUGCACAAGCAUUGGCACAGGACGAUGACAGCGAUUCUCUUGGCAAACCUCAAGAUGAUUUUAACGAGAAGCAUGAAGAUGAGCGGUCUAGUAAAAUUCUGAUUGAAAAUGAAGAACAGGAGGUUGUAGAUGAAUAUAGAUUAGGCCAUGAGUUAGAGAUACUGACGGAAGAAGUAUUGGACUCGGCGAAGAGUACGAUUCACGAAAGCAAUAACUCGAUCCAUGAAAGCGAUGUAGAGGAUGUGGAAAUCAGUCUGCAAUGUAAAGAAGAAAACGACCAUGAGUUUAUUUCCGAUCAUAAUGACCAUGAAAUGCAUUCUGAUCAAGAUGGUUCGGAUAGCUAUUCAGAAAAACAUUCGAUUGGAAUUUCUUUUGAUUCGAUAAAAGCCAUCCCGAAACAGCUUUCAGUAGGAGAAUCUAGUAAAGGUGGUGUAUCGGCUGACAUGUUUGUAAUCGAGUAUCUCGAUGCUAACUCAGUGACACAAGAAUCAGUAAACAACGAGCAGUCGCAGGACAGCUGGAGUGAUGAUGAUGUUUUGACUGAUGGAGAAGCGCCAAUAUCAUUUGUUGAAGGUCAGAAGAAAUAUGUUUGCUGUGGAAUGCGAUGUAAGAACGCUUUUGUAAGCUUCGAUGAACUUAAAAAACACUCAAAUGAAAUUCAUUUUACAACGAAACAAGCAAGAAACGAUGAAAAGCCGUUUGAAUGUCCAAUAUGCUACGCACGAUUUGCUGUCGAAAGAGUUUUGGUACAUCAUAGCGAAAAAAGUGGGCUUUGUUUCAUGUGCAAGACGUUGUGUUCAUCUCCUGCGGAAAUGCGGAUGCACUUGUAUCAAAUUCACGAUCAACAAAUGCCACUUGUGCAGAGUGAAACUGUUACAAAAAUAUGCUGCGGUUGUUACGAAGAAUUUGAUUCGGAAACCAGCCUUAGAAAGCACAGUGAAGAGGAGCAUUCUAUUCGUAGGUCAGCCGUAGACCCAACAAGACCCCUGCAAUGCAAUAUUUGUUUCAAGCUAUUUCGCACGAUGGCUAGUUUGCGGAUACACCAACGAACCGUGUACAAACCGAAGAAAUUUACCUGCACUGUUUGUAAACGUGCGUUCGAGACUCGUUCCAAGUUGAACGCACAUGAGAUGAGUCAUUCUGCCGAACGAAAUUUUCCCUGUGGAACGUGUGAUAAGUCUUUCAAGAAGGAGGUUGAUCUUCGAGCCCAUUUACUGUUGCAUAGCGAGAAGAAAGAGGUGUGCAGCGAGUGUGGCAUGCGGUUUCAUCGAAAAUCCAAUUUGAAAAUGCACAUGCGCAAGCAUCAGGAUACAUUCUUCUAUGCGUGUUCAGAAUGCCCGAAGAAGUUCAAAAACAACUCGCACCUGAAGGAACACUUUAAAGUUCACUCGGGACAGAAGCCUUAUGGGUGCAGUUUUUGCGAGAAAGCAUUCGCCUAUUUUAGCGACCGGAAGCGGCAUGAGAUGACCCAUACGGGUGACUAUCCGUUUCAUUGUGAAACGUGUGGGAAGAAUUUCACCAGAAAAUCGCACUGGAAUAAACAUCUUACCGUUUGUCAGACGACCGAUUUAGAAUAAAUCUUAGUUAAAAAAAAUGGGUUUUAAAGUUC